Lepisosteus oculatus (spotted gar) is the source of this 7315-nucleotide messenger RNA. RefSeq names its product growth factor receptor bound protein 7 (gene grb7). NCBI's taxonomy places the organism in Eukaryota, Metazoa, Chordata, Actinopteri, Semionotiformes, Lepisosteidae. Gene Ontology annotation, biological process: signal transduction. The record is from RefSeq and is a predicted model, not a curated record.
AACAAGCUUCUGUAAUCUUGGUGUCUCCUGGUGAUUUCUCAGUGUUAACUGGGGUAACAAGCUGCUACACCAGCAGGAAAUUCCCUAAGGCAAAUUAAAGUAUUCCAGCAGUAGAAAUCUAUUGUCAUCAUAUCGUGCGUGAAUUUAUACUCUUGUGUGGGGGUGGUUUUUGGGGGCCUGCUGUGUUUGCUGAAAAUUCCAGAAUGUAACAUGGAAAGCAUUUUUUGCUGUUUUAUGACUGAGAAAACAAAUUACCCUUUUUGGAAGAUCCUGCAACACUUCGUUGUUCUUUUUAUUUUUAAAGAAAGGUUAAUUAGUUAAGAGUGGUUGAGGUUUUGAUAUAUGUCUGCGGAAGAGUAAAUUCGUUGCAGUCUGUAAUAAGUUGGGGGGGGGAACCCAGUUUCUUCAGUCCACUUUAGGUUAGUGCAGUUGUGAUGGUCCCCCUGCAGAGUGCAGCAAAGGGUGAUGAGGCUGUAUUGCUGGACUGUGCAGAGAGAUGUGCCUGAAGGCAGCUGUCCAGCAGAAACCACGACCAGUGCCACUAGACACUUUAACACUCGUUGUCGGUAAAUGCACUUUUAUACUUACAAAAACCUCUCUUUGUGCUCCGAGGCUACGGCUGCUGGUUCUGCUUGCCAGUGACAGGGCAGAGGAGGAGAUGUUGUGCCUUUGCCUUGUCCGUAUUGCUCCAGCCCCUGCUUUUGUAGUUUACUCCUCAAAGCACUCUGAACACGGACCACCCUGCAGCCCUGCACCAGAAGCAUGAGGGAGCUUAGCGCUGGCAAUGCGUGGAUCACAUUUGUGGAAUAAAAAUAGCGUAUGAAUAACGUCAGCACAAGUGUUAAGACCAUCAAGUUCAGGCAGAGCAUGGAGAAGACUGGGGGGGUCUGUGCACGUGGUGCUAUAAAGAGCAGACAAAGGUCACUCAACCUUCCAUGUUGUGCUGUGAGGCAUGGGGAGAAAUCGCUCUGAACCCCCCCCUGGCACUGCGAGGCCUGGUGAAAUCGAGGUAACCUGAGGACAGGGGUGAAAGCUGAAACUGGUGCUGUUGUCAUCAUUGCGCUCAUGACACAUUAACAAUAACAGGCUGGUGUAUCUCGGGAAGCGGGGCAGAAUUAAAAAUAGAUGCCAUUUGCUCCUAGUAUCUAUUUGUUCCCGAAAGCACGUGGUGUUCCGGCAGCGGAGUCUAGAGAAAAGCAGCUCGUGCCAGUGCAGCGCAGCAGACCUGUCCAGACUGUGACGAGCAACAUGCCCUACAGUUUCUGCUGCAACAAGGUGCCGGGCGCUUCAGGGCAGUUCUCUCAACGCCUCCUUUUUUUAUAAUGGACCGGCAAGGUGAAUGUCGGGCUCCAGAGUGAAAACUGCAGAAAAGUGGUGUGGCCUGGCUGUGGUACAAGACUUCUUAGAUGGGCAGGAAAAACUCAGACGAGUUGCAGGCUACAGGUGUCCAAAGAACCUUGCGACCAUCUGCAAGAAGCCUUUGGAUUUCUGAAUGGUUUGAGAAGGGAGAGAGAUGAUGAUCCUGCUGGUCAGUGAGCCAAAAGAGGAUGCUAUGGAGAACGAGGGGCCACCACGAGGAGUCUGCAAGGAGAUGGACAGACAGGGGGAUGAUGGGAUGAAUGGACAGGAGGCUCACCCCAGUGGUGCUCUGAGCCCCGAGACAGACGACUUUCCCAGCCCCAAGACCACCAAUCCCCCCACUGUGAAACGCUCUCAGCCACUCGGAAUAAGUAACGGCAGAUCCAAAGGGGAGGAGUCAAAGACCAUAUCAUUGCCUUCAAUACCCAAUCCCUUCCCAGAACUCUGUAGUCCCUCCAACUCCCCAAUCCUGAUUGGCACACCACUGGGAAAGGGCACGCCUCCUUCGGGCAACACACAUGUGGUGAAGGUGUUCGGCGAGGACGGGAGGAGCCGGUCUCUCUGGGUUCCCGCGGCGACCACGGCUCGGGACGUCUGCAGCCUGCUUGUCCAGAGGGCUCACUGCACUGACCAGGAGAGCUGGGCCCUCAUAGAGCUGCACCCUUCCCUGGGGCUGGAGCGCUGUCUGGAGGACCAUGAAACAGUGGUGGAAGUGCAGGCCACCUGGCCUCUGGAGGGCGAUAGCAAGCUGCUCUUCCGGAAGAACUACGCCAAGUAUGAGUUCUUCAAGAAGCCCAUGCUCUUCUUCCCAGAGAACAUGAUUUCUGACUGCACAGAUGUGAACAAGGGCAUGACCUCGUCAGAGCUCAUCCAGAACCUGCUGAACUCGGGUAGCUGUCCAGAGAUCCAGGGUCCUCUGCAGGUCAGGGAGCCCGGGCGCAAGGCCUGGAAGAGAGUCUACUUCUUCCUGCGGAAGUCUGGCCUCUACUGUUCCACAAAGGGUUCCUCCAAGGAGCCGCGGCACCUGCAGUACGUGGCUGAUCUUGAAGAGCUCAACAUCUAUGGUGUCACUCACGGCCGGAAGCUGUACAGCGCCCCCACCGACUUCACUUUCUGCGUUAAGCCCUGCCGGAACCGCGCCCGCUCUCGGGAUAUGAAGCUGCUGUGUGCAGAGAGUGAGCAGAUGCGCACCUGCUGGACCACCGCCUUCAGGCUGUUUAAGUACGGCAAGCAGCUCCACUGUAACUACCAGCGGUCUCUGUCCACGUGCAACCAGGAGAACACUCUGCGUCAGAGUGCCAAGCGGUGUGUGUCGGAGGCCUCUCUGGUUGCCAUGGAUUUCUCGGGGAAGGCGGGGGGGCGCGUCAUCGAGAAUCCCAGGGAAGCGCAGAGCGCCGAGCAGGAGGAGGGACAGGCCUGGAGGAAGACUGCUCUUCGCUGCAGCCUUCCCAACUCCUGCUCGAGCUCCAGAAACACCCUGAUUCACCAGGCUCAGCCUUGGUUCCAUGGCAGGGUGUCGCGGAGAGAGGCUCAGAAGCUGAUCGAGGAGCAGGGCCUGGUGGAUGGGAUGUUUCUGAUCAGGGAUAGCCAACAGCAUGCCGGCUGUUUUGUCCUGUCGUUGUGCUACAAGCUGAAGACCAAGCACUACCUUAUCAUCCCUUGUGAAGAGGAGGGCCGCAGGUACUACACAAUGGACGAUGGGGUGACGCUCUUCAUCGACCUCCUGCAGCUGGUGGAGUUUCACCAGAUCAACCGCGGCAUCCUGCCCGUGUGCCUCAAACACCACUGCACCCGCGUGGCCCUCUGACCCCCCCCACCCCACCCUCCCCCGCGCCAGCACUGCCACAGCCCAGCGCACUGCAGGUACCGCGGCACUGUGGGCAGGGGCUGGGGAGGGCGGCUCUCAGCAGCAGCUGUGACACCUUGCAUGGACAGCUGUAUUAAUGUGGCGUGGGAACGGCUGGAGCUGGAGCUGGAGAGAUCGAUCAUGAGCCAGGUCACCUAGGGUCUUGCAUCUCUCACCUAUUCUGUAGUUACUGUCCUUGGUUGUGCUGUACAGACAAAGCGACCGAUACCUGUGCUACAUGGAUGCAUGACGGAGCUCCCUUAUACUGCUGUUCGAACACGUACAGCUGCCAGAGCCCGUGCUCCCCCUACUCGUUGAAUGCCGGAGAUCGUGCAGAGUCCUCUGGGGAGAGAGCUCGCACCUUGGUCGAGAUGGACUCUAGUGAUCUCUGGGACAUCCCUGUUUUUAGUGUACAGACUUUUUUUUUUUAUACUGCAGCUGACCUGUACAUGGACAUGCAAGACACUCCUUCCUGCAGUGUCAGCUGUGAUCUGUUUGCUCUGAAUCAGGCUGUCAAAUCGGGAUCGAGUGGCUUUGGAUCUCAAGCGCCAGAGGCGCAGCGGUCCUUGUGAGGGGCGGGCUGGACUGGGAGGAGGUAGUUUUACUGGCUACCGAAUGAGAGAGAUCAGAACCCUGGGUCAGUUUUGAUGCGGUAUGCCAUUACACAUGAUCUUAUUUCAGUUAUAGAAAAUGGGCAAGACUUGGAAAAAGAAUCCCAAAUUUUCAAGCAUGGAGUCAUUCCCGAGCAGCUCUGGAGAGCCCGUAAUCCAGAAUCUGAGCUUUCGAAUGGGGAUGCUGGUUGCAUUAAUUCCUUUCCUGUGGUUCACCCCCAUAUAUCUCCCAGACACAUUAACUGCAAUCAAGAAGCCACAUUGGCCUCAAUUAAAAUUCAAUUAGGGCUCAAAUUUAACUCCCUGUGUUGGAGUAUGAAUUUAAUUGAGGGCAAUUCAGCUGAGCGGGCAUCGAGAUCUCGGAUAAUGAGGCAGGGCUGUGAGCAAGACGUGUCCUCCGAAAGCCAUGCGUUACAUCAGCCGCUGAGCCUUCAUUGCUCACACAGUGCCAUCGCCUCAUCCAGGUGGGGGCUACGCACUGGUGGAGGGGGGGGGGUCCCCAUUACCUGUAAAGCGCUUUGAGUGGAGUGUCCUGAAAAUGUCAAGAGUUCAUCAUCUUUAGGAUGGCCAGCUGGUUUACAACUGGGCUCUGUGGCAGCAGCAGCAGCAGCCCCUGUAUUUGCACAGGAGGUGCCAUGCCCAGUGGACAUGCCCAGUGGUCGGGGCCCCUCAUCAGUUUGAGGUGCUGCAGAUGCCGAAUCGGAGGAGUGCCUGGCAAGCGUGCCGGUUUCUCCCGGAGCUGAGGGAUCCUGGCCGUAUAUACCACCUGCUCUUGCUCGGCGGCGCUGUGCCACUGCUUGUGCCACCCCUGUCGCAGCAGGUGGGCAGAGCGACUCGGAAGCUCCAUCCGGCGAUGCAGAGCUGCACUGCAAGGAUGCCGAGCCAGUCGGAAAUGCCUCGGCUGUAAAUAUCUAUAUAUUUUUUUAACUCCUGCGGCAAGGCGCGACGCCAGUGUUUUGAAAGGAAAAGGUGCAAUCCCAUCGGAAGUGCCCCCUUGCUGUGCAGAGCUCCUGCCACACCGCCUGAACAAAGUGUUUCAAUUUGGAGGCUGUCUUUCGCAGCUGGGGCUUCAGCAUCUGAACUAUUCCAUCCGUGAGUCCAUACAGUUUCCUACAGUCUGCGUCUCGUGAUCUAAAGCCCUCAUUCCAAGCCAGAAGGCUACAGACUGGUAUUUAUGGGUGUCUUGGGCCUACAGAGAGUUUUAUCUUGGGAGCAAAGUGUUUCAUACUAUUUUUUUUUCCGUUCCAGCUGGGGGAGAUUUCUCACACCCCCCCGCGUCUGCUGUGCGCAAGCUUUUGAAAAUCCUCGGCUUUCAUCUCCGUCUUGUAAGAAAAGCUACAGCAAGCCCACUGGGUGAUUUUUCACAACCCGUUGCUCCAAAGGUUAAAUUUUGCCCUGAGUUUGGUAAAGCAGUUUCAAGAGGAAGAAGGUGCAGAUCUGAGUGACGGGGGGAAGAGAAACGGAUGGGCUUCUGAUUUGAUCUGGUUUGAAAUUUCCCCCAAGAAGGUGGAGCAAACUUUCAAGUGACGUUAAAAUGCUAUCCCAGUGCGCUGUAGAAGAUAUUUCAUUCAGUACUCAUGUUGGGGGGAAGUUUUUUUUUUAAAGAAAUGAAUGCAAAAUUUAAUAAAAUACGUGAGCUAAGUUGCUUUUAAGAGGGAUUGUUUUGCAUGUUAACUACAGAGACACUGAGAAUCACUGUAAAAGAUUCCUUUUAAAAAUAACUUCCCCCUCACCCACAUGAACAUAAUCUACUGCAAGUAACUUUAAAAAGUGUUGCAGUUAGGAAAGGAAAGGAACUUCCCCAGCACUGUUCUGAACUGUCCCAGAGACUGCAGCACACAUGGGAAUCUGCAUAUGGACACUUCUGCACCUUCCAGUAGCCUUCUGUUCAGUUUUAUUUAUGUAAAGUGUGUCUGUCUGAGCUGAUUGCACAUCAGCGCUGUAGUGCAAUAUAAUUUUCCAUUCUUUCUUUAUUACAAUGGAUGCAAAACAUCCGGAUUCACUGUGAUUUAAACCCGGCAAUGUGGGGGUCCCUGCUGAGUAAGGGGGGGGGGUCUUCAUUGUUUCCUCAAUGACAACUUGAGAAACAGCACCAGGAGAGGGAACACACUUGAGGUUAAUGCCUUGUGUGCAACUGGGUUCCUUCAGUACAUCAGCCCAGUGUUAAGGUUAGGGGGAUAGCUGAGGCUCUAGUCCAAAUCAGGGACUUGGUCUUUGCAUCCAAAAACCAAACUGUCUCAUGGGGUUUCACAUCCCUCCAUUUAGUCAUUUCGAUCUAUAAAAAUGGAUGUGGGCGACCACCUGCUCCGAGACGUUUCUCCACUCAAACUCCGGUGGAGACAGGAGCCCAGAACAGCUACACAACAGCACCAUUUCCAACCCCUGCUUCACCUUCUGCUAAGUGUUUUAAUGUCUUAUUUGUCUUGCCUGGACAUGUGGAUUCUGUUAUUUUUACUAUGGUUCAAUGUUUAUUUUAGAUAAAAUCCAGAUCUUGCAUCCUGUCUGAGAGGGUGCUUCACUUCCCUGUAUAUUCACGUUAAACGGGUAGGAAUCGAGAAACGUGGGGCAAAGCAAUGCUCGUGUUUUUAGUUCUCCGUGACCCAGCGGAGCCGUGUAAGCGUCGUGCGCUUGGCGCGGACACGCCUGGAAAGGGCAGCUGUCCUGUUUUUGGGUGCGAGCUGGGUUUUGAUCGGGUUGAUGGGCUGUCUUUAAGAUGACCACUGGAGGGCGCCGGUGGCCGCGGUUAGACCCCCCUGCGUGCGCCGCUGAUCCGGCUCUGUUGUGGAGAGUUAAAAAAGGCGAUUCGUGCGUUUAUAAUUCCCCACCACCAGCACCACCAACGACUUUAAAGUGAAGGUGGCUUGUGACUUCAGUUUGUACUGAGACCGUGACAGCCCUGGGAAGUUGUCUGGAGGCAUCUGUCUUCCGUUUUUGCGUAUAUUUUAAAUCUUUGCUUAUAGGACUACCUCGGGCAAACUGCUAGUCUUUAAGAAAAGCAACGUUUGGUUUGAGCAUUUCUGCACAGUGUUCGUUGGUAAGGGGGCGGGGGUAGACCUGUUCAAACCCCGAACUAUUGACCUGAGCAGAAGCUGGACCGGUGGUGUUGCAGUGCAUGCCGGAACUUGUAGUCCUUUAAGGGAGACGUGUAGCUGAACACUGAAAAAGGGAUAUUUAUUAAAUACGUGAUCUUUUCUGUACCUCUGACAGCCCCAUUUUAAAUUAUAUGUAGCUCCGGGAAUACGUGUGUAGGACUACUAGUCCUGCUGGGUGUACUGGAAUAUGUCCUCUUGCCAAAUCUGUUGAAUGUUUUUUAUUAUUAUUGUAUAGCUUUCUGAUGAGGCCAGUUUUGUUGUAAUCUCUUACGUUUACAUAAAUCAUACCUAUUUAAAGUCUGUAUUUUGUACAAAAAUCUGUUUGUAAAUCCCAUUUUAAACAGCAUUUUGGAAACCUUCUAAUUUGUCUUUAUAUACAUUUGUUAUUUGAAUAAAGUCUUUUAUUU